CCGCUCGGUCGGUGAGGGACGCCUUCCGUUCGGCCGCGUGAGCCGCCUCUCGCCGCGCUGUUUGGCGGGCCCGGAGCACAAGUGCCUGCUACCUUCGCGCCCAUUUACAGACUCGUGCGGUUCGGCGUCUCUCUCCACCUCCUUCACAAAGUUGUGUGGGAGAGACCUGCGGGAUGAGCGCCGUGUGAGCUGACCGCCCGCUCGUGCUGCUGGCAGACCCCGCCCGGCCCCGCUGCUGCUUGCCUCGCACGAUGGCUCUGCUUCGGCUGGUAGUGACAGAUGUUAAUCACGCUGCUUAGUGCAGCCGUGAACGGCAGAGAGGCAUCACAGUAAUGAGAAGUGCACAGUGACCUUGCCCAGAAUAGAACAGUGGAGCUGAACAAUGGCUCAUUUCUCUUUACAGGCACAUCUUUUUCUAUUCAGAGCUCAUUAACCCGUGUCCCUUUGCAUUCCAGUUUGGAGAUGUAAUGUCUGCUGAAGUACAGAAAAAUGAUCAGAAGUCUGCUGCGGUAGUUCUUGAGGUCUGCACCGCUCUGCUCCAGAGGCAGAAACUCAUGUGGUUCCUAUGCAGAAAAGCCAUUGGUGAUAGGCUGUGAGGUAGAUCACAUGAGAGUCCUUGAAACGAGGAGAAACUGCUGCUGUAGCUGGCUGGCACCUGUCUCUUGAGUGGAGGGCACAACAGCUUGGUAAAAGGCGCUAAGAGCUGGCAGGAUGAGUUCCAGCUCACCCUCUGCACAUGACUUACACCACAGCAGCACCACAACGGCCAAACCAGAUGCAGGAACAACUCUGGAUGCAACUGUACCAGAAACAGCUACUGUGAGCCCUGAGACUACUAGCUUCAACAGCACCAAAAUCCCAGAUGUGGCCAGCAGUGGGCCCAGCAUGAGCGCCGUGCUGCUGUCCUUUGGGAUCAUUACUGUGAUUGGGUUGGCUGUAGCUAUGGUUCUGUAUAUCAGGAAGAGGAAGAGGUUGGAGAAGCUACGGCACCAGCUCAUGCCAAUGUACAACUUUGAUCCCACUGAAGAACAGGAUGAACUGGAGCAGGAGCUCCUUGAACAUGGGCGAGAUACAGCAUCUUCCCAGGCAUCACAGAGCAAGUUCCAGGAGCAGGAAUUCUUCCCAACAUGCCUCAGUUUUCACAUACUUGACACUUUCAGGUUCUGCUAACGAGCCAAGGAGCCCUCCAAAGACCCAGCCGUCUUGUGUUCACAGACGUUGCCAAUGCCAUCAAUGCAUGAACAGUACCUGCCCCUGCUCUGGGAUUGUGCCGAGAUUGGGAAGGAUGGAGCCACCAAACCAGCGACUUCUCACAAGUGUGGCUGAGUCAUGGAGCCCAACUGGUCACGCUGCUGGGUUGUGUUACAGAUGGGCUCACGCGCUGGAAACAGUCACCACUUUGGGAAGGAAACCCUUUACAAUGGCAGUAGCAGUUUUAGGUGUGUCCACUACUACUACAAGGUCCUGAGCUGCCAUGCUACUCCAGGUUCCAGGCUGGUGCUGACUGACACCACCUACCAAGCUGAGUGCUUAGAAAUAGUGCUCACUCUGUUGCAGAUUAACUUAUCCAAGCACAUCUAUGUGCUCUCUGGAUCAGGGAAAGAGGAGAGAUGCAUGUUCCAGACAGCUUACCUGUUGGCUUUGUGCCACCAGAUCCCAAUGAGAACAGUGAAUGAGCCUCUGUGCAGCGAUCACAGCAUUGGCAGACCCUGGAAGGGUGGCCGGUGGCAAAGCCUCCUCCUUCAGCUGGGGAAACUGAUGGUUCUAGCUGAGUGGUGAAUUGGAGGCACACAGGGGAAAACACAUACCAUGGGCUUUUCUCCUUGUGGCUUGUGUGAUGCUGAUAAAUGCGUGCCUGGGCUGGCACUGCAGCAUGGGGAAUUCACUAGUUCUAAAAUGUGAAAUGGUGAACAUCUGGCUGGUAACACCCUGGCUGAGGAAGUCACUGAAUAUCUCAAAUUAAGGCUGCCGUGUAGAAAGAGGAGAAACCACACAGCUGGAGGCAGGGCUGCCAUGACUGGCUAUGUGACUGCCUAAUCAUCUGACCUAGGAAUGGUUGUGCCUGAGCCAGAGAGAGGAGUCAAGAAGAACUGGGGCUCUGGUACCAUGUGUCCUGCCUGCUUCAGCUCAGGGAAAUUUUAUCAAGCAGAGAGAAUAUUAAACCUUAAACUUUUUCUUUUGAAUGAGGAAAAACAGGUCUUAGCUCUACAUUACAAUGUCUGCCAGAGAUGGUUGAACAUCUGGUUACUUCCUUACCUGAUCGACCUGCAGAGCCUUCUCUCUGCUGAAGGAAACAGUUUUGUGUUAACCUCUGCUUGUGUUACUUGCUAAUGCAGCAAAAGGUGGGUCUUGACAGAUAAGCCAGUAGCUCUCCAGUAAGCCUGAAGCACCUCUCAGCCAGUGUUCCCUUCAGGGCUGUGGGAAGAAGUGCAGUAGGGGUCUCUGGCCAUCUUGGCGUGCAGUAUGAGUGCUGUUCUCUGCAGCCUUUUUGGUGGCCACCAGCCCAGGGUGCUGCUGGCCAGCACAGAGACUAGGGAAUGGCAGCAGGGUCCAGACUAUGCUCUCACAAUGCAAACACAGAGCAUGGCAGAAAGGAUUACUGGAGGGUCCAAUAUGGCCAUGGCAUUGGGCAGAUGCCACGUCCUCCCUGUCCUGCUCCUCAGCCUUGAAACUGCAGAGGAGAUUAAAAAAAGGUAUGUGCUUUUGUCCACCCUGUUUGACCAUCAAUGACCAGAGGGAGGAGUGCUCCUUUUGGUAAUCUGCAGAGAUUGUCUCUCACUCCUAGAUGGGUGGUAGCUUUAGGUCCUGGAGGUGAAUGCACAAAUCAGACUGUCUGACUGCAGUGUUCAUGGUGCUCUGCGUGCACAGCCUGCAUACAAGCAUCAGUGCCCAGCUAUGUAUUGAUCACUACUGAUAUUUUUGUUUUUUGGGUUUUGUUUUUUGGGUGUGUUUUUUUU
Messenger RNA from Meleagris gallopavo (turkey), 2957 nucleotides. Lineage: Eukaryota; Metazoa; Chordata; Aves; Galliformes; Phasianidae. The record is from RefSeq and is a predicted model, not a curated record.